Messenger RNA from Fusarium coffeatum, 2850 nucleotides. RefSeq lists its product as uncharacterized. Gene Ontology annotation, molecular function: phosphatidylinositol binding. The coding region runs from base 1 to 2850 and encodes 949 amino acids. The record is from RefSeq and is a predicted model, not a curated record. The transcript is spliced from 7 exons. Lineage: Eukaryota; Fungi; Ascomycota; Sordariomycetes; Hypocreales; Nectriaceae.
AUGGCUGCUGAGGCCGGAGAUACGCCCGCAGUUGUCGCGGACGCUGCUGCUCCAGCUCCGUCUACUGUCGACUUGCCCGUGCGACCAAAACAAGAUGUUGCGCCUCCUGCAGGCCAGACACUGACUGGAAAGCAAGAGCACUACCUCAAGAGAGAACUUAUAUCUGAGCAGGUGAAGUGGGAGAUCAACGAACUUAACUCUACUACCGCCCUGCAACGUUUCGGCGCACCGUUUCGAUCCGACCAUGGCGAAGUUCCACCUGAAGAGUCCGAGCUGCCCAUUCUGCGAUAUAUCUUCGUUCAUCACAUUCGCGAUUUCCCUUUCCUAGACAAGGCGCGCGAGAAGGAGUUCUGGCAAGACAAACUGCAGGUGUUUCUCGAGUCAUUCGCUGGAAAGCAAAUCUCAUCCUCGGAGGAUCGCCUGGAGGAGACGAAGCGACGGAAGCUUGCCAUCAAGGCCAGGAAACUUGUGGAGCUGAUGAUGGUUUCCGGAAUCGGAACAUCAUCAGGAUUUGAAGAGCGCAUUCGAUUCUCCGAGAUUGAGAUUGUAGACAGCAAUGCCAUUGACACUGGUGUGAUGCACACAUUGCCCGAGGGCAACUAUAUCAAUGGCUGGGACGUCAACGUCUCCGGCGUGAGAGUCACCCAGGUCAAGCACACGAUCCGAAAGCACAAGCAUGCCGAGUUUAUCUUGCGCAUCAAGAAGAAGGGCGAGUUGGAGCAUUAUGUUGGACGAAGGUACAGCGACUUCGCGAAGCUCCACAGCCGGCUGCGUACAGAGCUUCCCGGCCGUGUGAUACCUGAGAUGCCCAAGAAGAACAAGUCUGAUACAACGACAUCGAUUGCUUUUACAUCCAUGUUCAGCAAUGGCAAUGAAUCGGAUGCCUCUUCUAUCUCAUCUGUUUCAACGAGGCCAAAUGGAGUUACAUCCAUGCUAUCACCAAGCCACCGCAAGACUGACUCUGCCUCAUUCCGAUCGAAUCGAUCAAAGGGCCUCAACUCUCCAAGGCUCCCGUCUCCUAGGGUGUCUACUGAGGGAGGAAGAUUGAGUCCCGCCAUCCGACAAGACUCGGACAAAUCAGACAAAUCAGACCUGUCAGAGCAAUCCGUUGUCCUCUGGCGCGAGAACCAAAGAAUCUCACUGAGAGCGUUCCUGCGAUCUCUCCUGCACAACCCUCAGUUUGCCAAUACUAAUGCUAUGCAAGAGUUCCUGAGUGGUGAACCUAUUACCCCGACAGACGAUGAUGUCGAGGAUAUCCUUCGAAGGAAGGCGCUUGACGAGAAGCGUAUGGAAGAGCAAAAACAGUUCUACGAGAUCGCGAGAAAACGUGCCGCCGAACUUGAUGAGUAUAUGGAACAAUUCCGCCGUGAUAUUGUUGAGCGCAACGGCCUUACCAUGCUAUUCCAGGAGAUCAAGGACAAGGAGACGAUUGGAGAUCUUAGCAUCCAGUAUCGCAAGUUUGCCGAGUGGCUUCGUAUCGAGAUUGCCGCCGUCAUCUAUCACCUUUUCCUUGCCGAAGACAACUCCCCUGAGCUAUUUGCCCAAGCGAGACGUAUUCACUCCCUCAUCCCAUACUCGGUCAUCAAGAACGUCAUUCGAAUCGCCAAUCCUGCGGCCGUUAUGUCAGGUGUUCUCGAUAUCUUCUUGGCCCAACCAUUCGGUACACGGUCGUUGAUGCAGCGAAUCUUCUCCCUGACACUGAACGAUGGCAUCAAGAGCUUUCAGAAGUCGAUCGAUAUCCUCGCUACAAAGAUUGACGACAAGACCUUCUCAAGCAAGCUCUACAAGUACACGCAUGCGGAGGAGCACAUCAAGGUUGCCAUUCGUGAGGAGGCCGAGGUUGAUGAUGUGGAUAUCAUCGUGGCGAUCAUGAGAUCCGAUCUCAUCGAGCCAGGCCUGACAGGAGAGCAAAUUCAACGACUUUACAAUGCAUAUGUCGCUUUCAACAAUGCGGUGGAGAAUGUUGACGAGGAGUUACGCCAAGGAGCUCAACUCUUCUCGUACAUGAAGCAGUACCUGAAGCUAUGCACAAGGCAGCGGGACAAGGAGAUGAUGUUGCAGUUGAUCGAAGAGCCGGUAACUCUUCAGCUCUUCCGAGACCUGUUUACAAUCUUCUACGAGCCACUUGUGCGAGUUUAUAAGUCCGCAAACGUGUACAACAGUGUCACCGACUUUGCUGUUUUCAUCGACGACAUGAUCCAGGUUGUUGAUAAGUGCAGAGAGCAAGACGCUUCGGCAGAUCCCAACCAGACAGUCCAAGCCUUUAUCGACCUUUGCCAACGACAUGAGCACAACUUUUACAAAUUCGUACACGAAGUUCACACACACGAUAACGGCCUUUUCACUCAGCUCAUGGGCUGGAUCGAGGGCAUUCUUGAGUUCCUGCGUAAGGGCCCCAAGAAUGGAACUCUCAACGUCAACGCAUUGUUUGAAGGUGGCGUCAGUGCUGGAGUUUUAGACAAGGAGAAGGCGAUCGCAGAGAUCAACUCCCUUAUCGCAUGGCAAGAAGCACGAAAGAAGUGGCACAACGACAAGACACGACAAAAGAUGGCGGCCGAGGGACAUGCUGGAAACGACCUGAUGCCAGCAAGUAUGAACUUCAACUCAGCCGACUUUGGGCUUGACAGUGAAGACCUCGAGGACAUGGCAUACGACGAUGGAUCUGAAGACGAGGCAGAGGCCGAGCAGGAGGAUGAGCUGGAUCCCAUUGAGGCCGAACGGCGUCGCAGAGCUAAGCGCCAGGAUCGCUUGCGACGAAGCGCCGGAGAGCCUGCCAAGCCUCCAGUGGGAGAAGUCCACAAGUUGACCGACAAUUUCUUGAUUAUGCUGCGACAAGUUCUGUCUAAUUAA